AAUGCCUAUAUGUUGGCCGCCUCGCUUGGGAAAUCCGAUGAAAUGUGUGACCCAAACGGAGACACCUUCGCCGGGAUCAACUCUUGUGCGAGAUGUAUUGACGAAAAUAAACAAGACUCAAAUCAAAGAUUACCUGAUGAGCUUCGAAAAAUUACGUCCAUUUGUGCCGGGGGGUUGGUAUUUACCACCGACACAUUUCUCAUGCCAGAUGGCAAGACCUCCACCAUAAUACAUCUCGUUAACGUAUCUUCAACAUCUACCAUAUCUUGGACUACUGAGCAGUCAGCAUCUAGCACGUCUGCACCGGCGGCUGCAUCUUCGGCGGCAGCAAGUGGUCCACAGAGCAAUGCUUGGAUUGCUGGACCGGUGGUCGGAGGUGUUGCGGGACUAGGUAUUGCCAUAUUCGCUGCUCUAUGGUUCUGGCGACGACGAUCCCGACGCACUACUCCGGCCCCUGAAGAUGGGGAGCACUAUGACAAAGCCCAGCUUCAUUCCGACUGUAUCCCAAAGCCGGUGCUUGAGGCAGCAGACGGAGCGAUCCAUGAGAUGCAAGGGUCAUCACCACAGAAAGUCGCCGCCGAAAAAGCUGCAAAUGAACCCCCUUGCUAUGAGCUGCCAGCAGGCGACACGAAGCCACAGUCCAACGAUCCGUCGCAUACCGCUCAUGGAGUUUAG
This is a messenger RNA of Clonostachys solani, 675 nucleotides long. The record is from the annotation of a GenBank genome assembly. Lineage: Eukaryota; Fungi; Ascomycota; Sordariomycetes; Hypocreales; Bionectriaceae.